Lolium perenne is the source of this 1173-nucleotide messenger RNA. Lineage: Eukaryota; Viridiplantae; Streptophyta; Magnoliopsida; Poales; Poaceae. The record is from RefSeq and is a predicted model, not a curated record.
AUGGCGCUGCCACUACCAGACGGGUCCUACCCUACCAGUUGUCCCACACUCCCAAAUUCACCUGGUAGUUCUUCUAGUAGCCAGUCAAUUUUGUGGGAGAACAAGAAUAGCUACGUUAGCUCCUCUCCUCGCAGCCGCCGCCGCCGCCCGCCCGCCCCGGCUUCCUGCCGCCGCGCCGCCGCCGCCGCCGCCUCUUCCUCGUCGCCUGCCCCAUCCCGCCGACCACCGCUCGACCGCCGCCUCCGUCCAGCCGCCCGCGCCCGGCCGUCGCCCCCGUCCCGCCUCACGCGCCCGGUCGCCGCCCCCGCCGGUUGCCUCCCGCGCCCGGGCCGCUGCCGGCGCACCGUCGGCCGUCUCCGCCUCGUCCGGCCGCCCGACUCCGCCCGCCCCGGCUUUCCCUCGUCCGGCCGCCCGCCUCAUCUCCGCUGCCACCGCUGCGACCGGUGCUCCGCCCCGUCCGCCGCCCGUCUCCGCCCCAUCCGGCCGCCGUCCCGCGCCCGGCCUCUCCCCCUCCCGCCGGGCCGCCCCGCCGCCAGGCCGUCCCGCGCCCGGCCUCUCCCCUCCGCCGGGCCGCCCCGCCGCCAGGCCGUCCCGCGCCCGGCCUCUCCCUUCCGCCGGGCCGCCCCGCCGCCAGGCCGUCCCGCGUCUGCUACUGUUUUUCGGUCGGGAGUUGACCCGAUCUCAUCUCUAAAAAAAACUAUGUCUUCCUCGUCGGGCUAUCUUGCGAUUCCUCGCUGCCCGGUCCUCUGUCCGCCGCGCCCCACUGCUCCUACGACGCCUAUUCCACCGACGCCUGUUGCCCUUGCCCCCGAUGCUACUAAGGAUGUCAAGGAUGCAGCCAAGAGUGCUGAUGACACUGCUCUGGCUGAGUAUGACCGGAAGGUUCAGGAGUAUUCUACUGCUGUUGCGACGUACCGGCUUGAUCUGACUGACUACACUCAGUGGAUAGAUGAGGAUGCUCGUGCUGCUGAUGUUCUCACUUCCAGUGUUCUGCCUGCUGAGUUCAUGGGUCUUCCCACUGUUGCUGCUCAGUGGGCUUUUUUCGUCAGUGCUAUCAGCCGUCUGGGGAUGCUCUUUACCUGUCUGUGGUUCGCUAGGAGCAUGCUCUUCAGCAGGGUGAUUCCACUAUUGAUUAUUCUAUACUCAGAGUGCUGCUAUCUGGCGUCAGCUUAA